AUGAAUUUGGAGGAACAUUUAUCGUUAGGUGAGUUUCAUGUGUCGAAUCUUAUAAAGAAUCAUAUAUCUAGAGGAUCACCAAUACAAGCUCUGGUUUUGUACGGAGGAAUCCGCCGCAGAGGAGUGUAUUUUCCGGGAUGGGUUCCUUUGAUUUUAAGGGCAUGUGCUUGCGUUGUUCCACGUGUUGUUCUUGGGAAGCUGUUGCAUUCUGAAUCAAUCAAGUUCGGUGUUUGUUCUGAUGUUAUGGUGGGAAGCUCUCUGAUCAGUAUGUAUGGGAAAUGUGGAUGUGUAGUUUCUGCACGUAAGGUGUUUGACGAAAUGCCUGAGAGAAACGUGGCUACUUGGAACGCUAUGAUUGGUGGGUAUAUGAGCAAUGGUGAUGCAGUUUUGGCUAGUGGAUUGUUUGAAGAGAUAUCGGUUUGUAGAAAUACGGUGACUUGGAUCGAGAUGAUUAAAGGGUAUGGGAAGAGAAUAGAGAUUGAGAAAGCUAGAGAAUUGUUUGAGAGAAUGCCUUUCGAGUUAAAGAAUGUGAAGGCUUGGUCUGUGAUGCUUGGAGUUUACGUUAAUAAUCGAAAAAUGGAGGAUGCAAGGAAGUUUUUCGAGGAUAUACCGGAGAAGAACGCCUUUGUAUGGUCAUUGAUGAUGUCUGGGUAUUUUAGGAUAGGUGAUGUGCAUGAAGCUAGAGCUAUUUUUUAUCGAGUUUUUGCUCGUGAUUUGGUGAUUUGGAACACUUUGAUUGCUGGUUAUGCACAGAAUGGGUAUUCUGAUGAUGCUAUUGAUGCUUUCUUUAAUAUGCAAGGAGAAGGGUAUGAACCGGAUGCGGUAACGGUUUCUAGUAUUUUAUCUGCUUGUGCUCAAUCUGGUCGUCUUGAUGUUGGCAGAGAAGUUCACUCUCUGAUUAAUCAUAGAGGAAUUGAGCUUAACCAGUUUGUUUCAAAUGCUUUGAUUGAUAUGUAUGCGAAAUGUGGGGAUCUAGAGAAUGCGACAUCCGUGUUUGAGUCGAUAAGUGUGAGAAGUGUAGCAUGUUGUAACUCUAUGAUCUCGUGUCUAGCCAUACAUGGGAAAGGCAAAGAAGCUUUAGAGAUGUUCAGCACGAUGGAGAGCUUAGAUUUAAAGCCUGACGAGAUCACUUUUAUAGCGGUUCUCACUGCUUGUGUCCAUGGAGGCUUUCUAAUGGAAGGUCUAAAGAUAUUCUCGGAGAUGAAAACUCAAGACGUGAAACCGAAUGUAAAGCAUUUUGGAUGUUUGAUACAUCUCUUGGGACGCUCCGGGAAAUUGAAAGAAGCUUACAGAUUGGUAAAAGAAAUGCAUGUGAAACCGAACGAUACAGUAUUGGGAGCUUUGCUUGGUGCAUGUAAGGUUCAUAUGGAUACAGAAAUGGCUGAACAAGUGAUGAAGAUCAUCGAGACUGCUGGAAGCAUCACUAACAGUUACAGCGAGAACCAUCUUGCAUCGAUAUCGAACUUGUAUGCACACACCGAAAGAUGGCAAACAGCUGAAGCGUUGAGAGUAGAAAUGGAGAAAAGAGGUCUUGAGAAAUCCCCAGGGCUUAGCUCACUAGUUUUGACCUGAGUCUAUACCACUUAGCUUUAUUUGAAGAAGUAAAAUACUUAGUGAUUAUGAAAUUGCCUUUAUAAACAGUGUUUAUACAAAAAAUC
Molecule: messenger RNA, 1658 nt
Organism: Arabidopsis thaliana (thale cress)
Lineage: Eukaryota; Viridiplantae; Streptophyta; Magnoliopsida; Brassicales; Brassicaceae
Product: Pentatricopeptide repeat (PPR-like) superfamily protein
Exons: 1
Coding region: 1-1572 (523 amino acids)
Biological process (GO): RNA modification
Molecular function (GO): RNA binding
Source: RefSeq, marked reviewed